Messenger RNA from Triticum urartu, 743 nucleotides. RefSeq names its product protein H2A.5-like. Lineage: Eukaryota; Viridiplantae; Streptophyta; Magnoliopsida; Poales; Poaceae. Gene Ontology annotation, cellular component: nucleosome. The record is from RefSeq and is a predicted model, not a curated record. Gene Ontology annotation, molecular function: structural constituent of chromatin; protein heterodimerization activity; DNA binding.
GCAAUCCGAUCCAGCGCCGCCGCCGCCGCCGCCAAACCCUCCUGCCCACGUCGCCGGAGAGAAGAAGGGGAAGAUGGCCAGGUGGAAGGGCCAGAGGAAGAAGGCCGUGACGCGAUCCGUCAAGGCCGGGCUCCAGUUCCCGGUCGGCCGCAUCGGGCGCUACCUCAAGCGGGGCCGCUAUGCGCAGCGCAUCGGGUCGGGCGCCCCCGUCUACCUCGCCGCCGUCCUCGAGUAUCUCGCCGCCGAGGUCCUGGAGCUGGCCGGCAACGCGGCCGUGGACAACAAGAAGACGCGCAUCAUCCCUCGUCACCUGCUGCUCGCGAUCCGCAACGACGAGGAGAUCGGCAAGCUGCUCGCCGGCGUCACCAUCGCCCACGGCGGCGUGCUGCCCAACAUCAACCCCGUGCUGCUCCCCAAGAAGACCGCCGAGAAGGCCGACAAGGACUCCAAGUCCACCAAGACCACCAAGAAGAAGACCACCGCCAAGUCCCCCAAGAAGGCUACCGAGGAGACCACCGCCACCGAGGACACCGCCAACGCCGAGGAGACCGCCGCCGCGGAUGAGGAGUAGCGAGGCUUGGCUGCAUAGGAUCGGAGGGAGCCUGUCAUGUUUCCGAGUUGCGUCCUGUAUGUAAUCGUUCAUGGUUGUCGUUAGUAUCGCUUAUCGAUCCGGGGUUGUUGCUGAACGGAAUCUGAAAACUGAACUGUUUCGCCUUCCAUUCAGUCUUUACAUGUCAAUUUGA